UGCAAACCAUACUCGGCAACGCCCUGCCAUGGCCAUCACCAUCACCACCAACGGUGCCGCUGCGCCCACCCAUGCCGCGAACGGCACGGGCAACCAGGCCGGCCGCGACCACGUGCUCGUGUUCCCGUUCAUGGCCAAGGGCCACACCCUCCCACUGCUUCACUUCGCCACGGCGCUCACCGAGCACCAAAAGAACCUCCGCAUCACCGUGGUCAUCACGCCCGCCAACCUCGCCUUCGCCCGCAGCCGCCUCCCGGCGUCGGUCCGGCUCGUCGUUCUCCCGUUCCCGUCGCUGCCGCCGCUGCCAUCAAGCGUGGAGUCCACGGACACCCUGCCUGGCCCGGACCUGUACCCGACGUUCCUGCGCGCCACGGCGCUCCUGCGGGAGCCCUUCGCGGAGUUCAUGGCGUCGCUCCCGGCCCCGCCACUCGUGCUCGUCUCCGACUUCUUCCUCGGGUUCACGCACCGCGUGGCGGCCGACGCCGGCGUCCGCCGCAUCGUGUUCCACGGCAUGUCCUGCUUCUCGAUGGCCGCCUGCAAAUCGCUCAUCACGAGCCCCCCGCCGUCCGGCGCCAGUUUCCACUUGUCCCGUAUGCCGGAACACGUAAGGAUCACGGCGGCGGAUGUCCCGGACACGAUCGCCAAGAUCGGCGACGCCGAGGACCCAGUGACUCGGUUCCUUAUCGAUGACAUCGGCGAGUCCGACAUGCGCAGCUGGGGCGUCCUGGUCAACAGCUUCGCCAUGUUGGACGAGGACUACGUAUCGGCCUUCAUCUCGUUCUACCAGCCGGACGUGCGAGCCUGGCUGGUAGGCCCUCUGUUUCUCGCCGCCGGCGACGUGCCGGAGCGCGUAGGGGAGCAGGACCCCGAGGGGUGCCUCGCCUGGCUCGACGAGAUGGCGGAGCGGUCGGAGUCGGUGAUCUACGUGUCGUUCGGCACGCAGGCCCAUGUCUCCGACGAGCAGCUCGACGAGCUGACGCGCGGGCUGGUGCAGUCCGGCCACCCCUUCCUCUGGGCCGUCCGAUCCGGCACGUGGUCACCGCCGGUGGACGUGGGGCCGCACGGAAGGAUCGUCCGCGGGUGGAUCCCACAGAGGAGCGUGCUAGCUCACCCCACGGUGGGAGGGUUCGUGAGCCACUGCGGGUGGAACUCGGUGAUGGAGAGCCUGGCAGCGGGGAAGCCCGUUCUGGCGUGGCCACAGAUUGCCGAGCAGCACCUGAACGCGCACCACGUCACGCACAUCAUCGGCGCCGGGGUCAGGAUAACGACCGCCGGGGGCGUGGCGGGCAGGGCGGAGGUGGAGCGCAUGGUAAGGAGGCUGAUGGACGCCGGCGACGCGGACGGGCAGAAAAUACGAGCGAAGGCGGCCUGGGCUCAGAAGACGGCGAAGUCAGCGGUGAGCGACGGUGGCACCUCACGUGUCGCGUUGCUGAAGUUGGUGGAAGAGCUGCAGGGGACCUACUGUGACGUCAUCAGGGAUCACUCCUAAUCAAAUCCAUCGGCCGCGACGGGACGAUACGGACGCGCAUCCAGAAAUAAGGAUGGCAGUCACUCCCGGACGCUCUCAGAGUUUAGUCGAUUCUGGCCGUCCAUCUCGUUUGCUUGAUGCAUUUUCAGCCGUCGGAUCGAGAGCUGGGAGGAGCUCGGCCGUCGGAUCGAGCCAGUGCGACUGUAGGAAUGAAUAGUCACCGUCUCGCGGUAAAUAUCUGCUGCCACCGCGUAAUUCCAGCGCCCCGCCGAGGGUAUUUUGGGUAUUUCGCAUCGUGGGUAUGUGCGUGUCGAUGGGUGGGUAGGCGCUUCCCGUCGGGCUUCUCUCCUUCCGGGUCCUCACUUCCCCGAUUCAGUGAAACCCUAGUCACCACUCCCCGUCGGGCUUCUCUCCUCCACUCCCCAUCGCGCCCCUCUCUUCCAAUCCCCGUAGCCGACAAUGAGAUCUUGCCCUUCGCCGAGCUUGCCACCACCGCUGCUCUCCCCUCGCCAUCGCCGGGAGGAGUGUGCAAGCCGCCGCUCGCGUCGUUUCUCCGCAGCCGCCACCGCCCCUUUCCCUUCCAAACCCGCGGAGAUGACGGCGCCGGUGCCGGCGCUCGCGGUGGUCGGGUACUGGGCUGCCCGGCAGCCGCGGGGCCAGGACGCUCUACGUCGCCAGGGACCUCAAGCUGUCGACGACGGGGACUGAGUCGCCGCCGCCGCAUCAUCUUCUCCUCCUCCCCAACACCGAUGAGUGCGGGUCGCCGUCGCACCAGAUGAGAUGGGGCUGCAACCACGCCCCGUUCACCUCUUCUACCUAGCUGUGCCACUUGGGACGACAAGAUCCAGACGCGGCGGCCGAGAUCCAGCUGGCUGCCAUCGAUAUGAGGAGCGCUCGCGCCGCUGCUCCGUCGUUCGUCGUCCACUUGGCCGCAACCAUCCACAAGAAGAGGUGAUGUCACGGCAGCAGGGUCCUUGCCUGUCUCCGGUCCCUCGACUCCCCCUUCUGCUGGCAAGGGUGUUGAGCAACAACAUUUCCAUCUCCCUCCCCAACGCAUCAUUGCCUCAUCUUGAUCUGCAAUGAACCAGAGCCCAGAGAAAGAGAUUUGAUGUGAUGAUUGAGGUAGAAGGCAUGGAUUGUUUGGGGCUCCUCUGAAAUAAGCUUCUUAAUUAAGAGACGAAUUCAGUCGGAGCCUGGGAUUUUUAUACACAGAGAUGGUGCAUAAAUAAGCAAAACAAAAAUUGUGCCAAUGCUUUGCCAGAAUUUCGUUUCUCCUCUCAAAAUUGUGGCGAAACCAAGAUUGAAUUUAGGGAUGUUUCAUAUGCUUGGCCGUUGACACACUUCUCUUCAAGGCAAGGUCAUUUCCAAGGUGAUUACAGCGGUAGGACCUGCCCCUGAUAAGAACCAGGGUACCCGUUUAAACAGAAUGAUGACUGCGUGAGGCUUAAAAUAUCGCCAUCAUAUCAGGGGUGAUGCUAUCACUUCCAUGGUCCACCAGAAUGAAGAUCGCACUCAGUGCUGCAAGGGGGCUUGCCUUCCUGCACGAAGCUGAGAAGCCGCGAGUGCUUGAUGCGGCACUCCCGUCGUAACUCGUCCUUUUGUGUCUGCUGCAGGUUGCUCGCUUUGAGGCUGAUGAUGGUGUGCUGUUUUCUUUGGCGGUCCGGCCAGCUAAGCCCAUCCUGGAGGCCGACAUGCCCUCUCCGGCUGAAAUCCCCUCGCCCUGGCUCCGCUCGCUACAUGGCGCUGAACAUUCAACCAAGGAGGGGUGGUGCCUCUUCUCCUGCCUGCACAUACCAUCCCCAACACCAACAUCGGAUGACUCGAAGGUUUGUGGAUAGAAUGUGAGAUAUUUCAAUUAAGGUUCUGAAGAAAGAUCCCAAAUAAUACAGUGUCCCCCCCUUUGAAAAAUGGCAUGGUGGAUUUGAUACCUCAAUGGUCUUGCACUAGCCAUAGACAGCUUUGCGUUUGUGCCUUGGUUCAGGACAUAUACUCUGCAUGGGAAGUUUCCUACUUGCUAUGAGCUUCAGACGCAUCGGCCGCUGCUAGGUGUGUCGGAUGCCCUGGAGAUGGUCAGAGCUGUGGUGCCUGCAAUUCCGGCUUCAUCUCCACACCUACAGGUUUUUGAUAAUUUGCUCCUUGGGAGGUCAGUUUCCUUCAAGUACAGCUAAAUCAAAGAGACACCGACUUAUUUUAGUGCUUGAGAUUUUGAUUGCCAAUCUGCAACAAUGCCCAUGCCCUUUGGUAUUGCACUGAUAAUUUGCCCCUUGGGAGAUGGUUUCUGUCUUAAGUGUCUACAACAAAAGGGAUAAGCAGCACCGCAUCUGAGUACCAAAGCCAUCCAUGCCAUUCUGUAUUCCUCUCAUCAUACACUUGAUCAUAAAAAUCAGCUUAUUUUAUUGUGGCCCUACCAUUUAAGAUAUCAAACUACUGUUAUUACAAUUGGUCUUGAAAUUCCAUUAAACUGUUACUACAUUAUUUGCCACUGUUGUAUGAUUUAUUUAUCUAGAGGAACUUCUUUUAUUUGUGGGAAAAUAUAAGUAUCCUAUUAGUCUGCUGAGAUUUCCAAUGCGAUUCCUUACUAAUCCUACAAGUCGUGUUCUCGAUAUUAAGUUGACGUUACCUUUCCGAGACAUGUGUUUUCCAAUGAGAAUCUUUACUAAUCAUACAAGUCAUGUUCUAGAUGUUAAGUUGAGGUUAUCUUUCAAGUUAUGUAAACCUGAAAGUGGAAGCAUAAUGUACUACGUGAUUCGAUUGACCAACACUGAACUUUUUACAUGUUUUCUUGUGUUGAUUCAGUCCCAUCUUUUUACAUUAUCUUCCACUUUCAGCUGAUAUAUCUAAAAGCUCUAAUGAAUAUGUAAUAGCUAGCAGGGAAUAACUAAAGUCUUUGCAAUUUUUUACAUGUUGUCGUGCAUCGAUUCAGCCCAAUUGUGCCAUCAAAAUGACUGAUUCCGCCGCUGUCAUAAGCCCGAGGUUCUAAUCCUAGAUACUAAGUCAGACCAACUCUGUUUAGCUCUUGAGAUUAUUUUCUAGCUUUUGAAUAAUAAUCUGCAAAUAGUACUUAUGCUUCUUACAUUCCUUCCGGCUCUAAAAUACACAUAUGCUUUUCUCUUUUUUGUAAUUACUACUAAACUAUGUGUGUUGAACAAAGCAUGUCGCCUUAUUUUAGAUAAAUGAUGAUGUAGUUAUGGACGCCUUCUCAAUGCUACAUGUGUAGUUCCCAAAUUGGACAAUAUCUUUCUGCAAAGAUCUUCAAGUAUGGCAUUUGCUUCAUUCUCUCACAUCUGCUAUUUAAUGUUCCUCUCUUGGUUUCUAAUCAAUCUGUGUAGAUACAACUUUCUUAGGUUUUUGUGCAACAACAGAAUUAACAGUUGGUUGCUCUGUUUACCUUUGAUGUCGGUAUCAUCUAUAAAUGUCACUCCCCUAGCUAUUAUCAUUGUGUGUUACAACAACCUACAUGGCCUGAAUUUGAUGUUGUGGUUGUUUGCAGUAGCUUGCCCAUGAUUCAUGGUCUCAUUGCCUUCAUUUAUUUGUGUUUUUUGUGCUGUCAUGCAGAUCACGAGUUGCAAGUAUGUGUGUGCUAUUCAAUCUAUUUACUGAGACAAGAGGCGUUUAUUUAUGUCCAGAUUUCUGUUGGAGAUUAUGGUACAUAGAAGAUCUCAUAUUAGAGAAGAGAAAAUUCAGUAUAUCUGUCGAUCUGGACAGUAUGUAUAUAUUUUUGGCACCUUUAUCCUUUAGAGCAAAGCCCAGUUCUAUGUUGAUCUUUCUUGAAUCUUUUGUUUUGUUGAUUUGAAUUAUUUAAGUGUGAAUUUUUUUUGUACAAUUCCUUGAUUAUAUGUCAGUGUCAAGGCAUCUUUUGACUAUUUGAAUUAAUUUCCCAUUGUAUAUUUGACGUAUAUCUUGGAAGGAUGUGGAAGAACUUAUUAUUAUGAUGUUGUACUAAACUUUGAA
This is a messenger RNA of Triticum dicoccoides, 5419 nucleotides long. Its product is annotated as scopoletin glucosyltransferase-like. The record is from RefSeq and is a predicted model, not a curated record. The transcript is spliced from 9 exons. The coding region runs from base 29 to 1489 and encodes 486 amino acids. Gene Ontology annotation, molecular function: UDP-glucosyltransferase activity. Lineage: Eukaryota; Viridiplantae; Streptophyta; Magnoliopsida; Poales; Poaceae.